Messenger RNA from Vicia villosa (hairy vetch), 1545 nucleotides. Its product is annotated as protein MAIN-LIKE 1-like. The transcript has 5 exons. Gene Ontology annotation, biological process: meristem maintenance; meristem development. Lineage: Eukaryota; Viridiplantae; Streptophyta; Magnoliopsida; Fabales; Fabaceae. The record is from RefSeq and is a predicted model, not a curated record. The coding region runs from base 1 to 1545 and encodes 514 amino acids.
AUGAGGACUAGAGGCAGAGAUGGUACUGUUGCGGAUCGGGCCAUUGAUAGAGCCGAUGCUCGUGCUUGGGCGGCUGCUGAUGAGGUGCAUGAGGAUGAGGUUGAUGAGGUUGAGGAGGUGGCUGUUGUUUGGGAGCCGACUGUUGCUGAGGAUCCGGUGGCUGUUGUUGAGGAGCAGGUACCUGUUGCUGAUGAGGAGGUGCCUAGAGUUGAGGAGCGGGUGGCUCUGGUUGAGGAGGGGGUUGCUGAGGUGCGGGUGGCUCAUGAUACGGACACCACCACAGGUGCAUCUACAAAGGCAUCAGUACACAUUGAUGGGGGUUUUCCAGGAGGACCUUCUGACAGGUCCGUUUUGACAGGAUAUUUGGACCAUGUCGCUUAUAGGAUAUGGCAGGGCGAGGAGCGUCUAGUGCUGAAGCUCACUUCGUACAGGUCGAAGUUGAAGAACUUCCCCGAAAGACCGAUGCCUGAGCAGGUGGUGAGGAUAGUUUGGGACUUUCAUUUAUUGGACUUUGCUGGAUGCUCCCUGACGAUGCUGGAAACCCCUCUAUUAUCAGCUUUUGUUGAGAGAUGGCACCCGGAGACAUCAUCAUUUCAUCUUCCAUUUGGGGAGAUGACGGUGACUCUGGAUGAUGUGCAUUCCCUAUUUCACCUUCCGAUAGCAGGUACGUUUUUAACACCAGUUCAUAGGGAACAGGCGACGGCGGUGCACAUGGUGAUGGAUGCUUUAGAGGUUGAUGAGCUGGCUGUGCUCAAGGAGUUUGAUGACACUCGGGGCUUUCACCUUAGGAUGUCUUGGUUGAGGAGGGUUUAUCAAGAGCUUGUCGAUGCAGGGAGGUACCAGGCUGCCGCUAUGGCGUACAAGCUACAUCUAGUGGCAUGUACUCUCUUUGCGGACAAGUAUGGAGUUUACAUAGAUUGUUGGAUUUACGAGCACUUCCCUCGCAUCUGUGAGCGGAAUACCCAGUGUUGUACGGCUGCUAACCCUUGUGCGAGAAGGUGGAAGGCCAGACAGACCCUUCCAGGAGACAGACCCUUGAUGGAGUAUAGGCGGAGGCUGGAUGCUCUGACGCUGGAUGAUGUCAUAUGGAUACCAUGGGAGAGCCAUGUGGCUAGACACUUGCCUGAGAGGUGUCUACGCCAGUUUGGUUAUAUACAGGGCAUCCCACGACCAGUCUCAGAGGCUCCAGCUGGUGACAUUGAUCGGUGGUUUCAGAGUCACAUUCUCAGCUCCCCCCGUGAGAUCAUUGAUACAUCCGUUGCGGUUCAGCAGCCUGGACAGUGUCAGGAUGGAUACCUGGAGUGUUUCCUCAGUGUGUCACACCCUAGGGUCAGCCCAUCUGCCGCAGCAUCUGAUGUUCCAGGGCCUUCGAGUACCAGGGCUUCUUCACCGCCACCACCACCACCUCCCGCUGGUGACCAGGACAGCCGCCUGGAGUACAUCGCAGUUCACUUGGAUAGCCUCAUGGGUUUGGUGAACCCUGAUGGUGAGGUUCAUAGUAUUUUAGCUAGGUUGGCGGAUGUUGCCCGUGGAGGACCUAUGUAG